AUGGAAAGGGAGCUGGCCCACCUUGCAAAGACCGUGUCGAAGAUGGACUUUGACAAGCUUGGGCGCAUAUUCCAGCACAUGGAUACUGCCACGGCAAGUGACAUUCUAACACAAGCCCAGGACAGGAUCGACUGUGAUGAUCCCUGCGGCACGAAUGUGGCGGUGCAGGUCCUGAAGGAAAUGGAGCUGAAAAAGGCCGCCGACAUCUUGAUGUCCAUGGGCGUGGCAGGCAUGAGCAAGGUUUUGUUCCGCCGUGAAGGUGUCAGUCGAGACUUUGCCUGCAAGGUCUUCUCACUGAUGGACACUGCUACUCUUCGGGAGAUCCUCCUCAGAAGAUACAAGGAGGAUAAGACUCUGCUGGGCCUUUUCUUACACAUGGACACAGUCAAGGUUGCAAGCUUCCUUGCUGAGAUAGAACGUGCCCGGGCGGCUGAUCUGAUUUCCUCGGAAGUCCAAUGCGACGGCUUUUUUGAUCGGAAGAUUGCAAGCUUCGUGGCAGCCAUGGAACCACUGGUUGCCGCAGAGAUUCUUGAGAAGAUGGCCGCGAAGGAAGACAAGACAGUACCUUUUGAUCCUUUUGAAGCAGAUCCUCGGGUUACUCGGGUGUCAGUCAACUACAUCCUGUUUUGUCUCAGCAGCUUGCACGCAAGCGCUGUACUCAUGUUUAUGGAUGACUCUCAAGCAGCUCGUUUGUUGGCGGAGGUGAGGGAGAAGAAUGCGGCGGACAUCCUUGUAAAGCUUCCAGCAGCCAAGGCUGCGUUCAUGGUGGCGACCAUGCAAGUCAAGGAUGUUGUCGCAAUACUCGGCUACAUGGAAAGCGCCGCUGCACAAAAGAUCUUGAAUCUGCUGCCCUUCCACAAGGCGGCCGCAGUAACUGCGAUGUCAGCACGAUCCAUGUCAACCGACGAGAUGCUGCAGAUGAAUGCGGAGGAUGCUGCUAAAGCUAUCCUCCAAAUGAAUGUUGACAAGGCAGCUGCGCUCUUUGCCGAUGCUUCGCAGAAGCGCCGGAAUUACACGGGUGUCCACAAAGAUGAGAACCAGUCACGCUAUUUCACACGACAUAGCAACAAGCGCAGCGACUACCCUGGUUUCGCCUGCCAUGCUUGCCCGGGACACCUCAGCGAGAACGGCACCUGCAGCGGCCGCGGGCUGUGUGCUGAUGAUGAAGUUUCCAAGGAAGAGGCGCAGGCUGCGGACGCCUUUGAGAUGAUGUCCCGGCUCCAGCUCGCCUUCCAGUAUGGCAACGGGACUUGCACGUGCUCCGAGCACUUCGGCGGCGCGAGCUGCGAGCAAGGUGUUUGUCCGGCUGGCCUGCAGUACAUUCACGACGCCAUCGUUGCACAUUGCCGUCUCUGCGAACCCGGGCAUUUUAAGCCCGAGGCGGACAACAACGCGAAGUGCCGCGAGUGCCCGGCGAAUCACUACACGCCUGAGUCCGGAUCGGCUCAAUGCUACAACUGCGUCGGCAACAUCUUCAUCUACUCCGUGAAUAAGGAGCAGACUGAGUGCUCCAUGGAUGUCGCUGCCAGCUUGCCUAUCCUCAUCAACAUAAUUUGCUGGGGCUUCAUCUUCUACUUCGCGCCACUGGUAUUCGGGCUUCCAGUGGUGGUUGCGGACAUCAGUAAGCAGGCAGGCGGCAUCCGCGUCAUCUCGCACGGGAAUCACAAUCUGAUGAGGGGACAGCGAGCUUCGGUACGCUUUUGGGGCACGGGCGAUCCACGAUUGGACACAAAGCAGUACGACUUCAAAGUGGAGUACUUGUCCAACAACGAGCUGGUCUUGCACAAGAAGGACGGCAGUGCUGUCCUGGACAACCACCAGUCCUCCAGCGGAAGGUUCCAGGUGAAGCCCCAGCAGGCCUUCCUCCGCACUGGCAUGUUUCAAGUGCCCUACCUGGUUUGGUCGCUACUGCCUGGCAUGGUCUAUGCAGGAUUGCUCCACUACCAGAACAUCAGCGACAAGACGGUGAUGCCCAGCUACAGCAGCCUCCACGUCGCUAUUGGCUGCAUCAUAGGCAUCCUCGCCCAUGGCGUCCGACAUAGGCAGCUGUCGCGCACUCGUCUCCGCAAGGACAUCCAGAGCUUCGUCCAGGAGCUGCUGAGAAACAAUCCGAAACCGGUGCGGUGCCCUCGCGGACCCAGCCGGGCCAUUUGUGCAGGUCAGCUGUGGCAAUUUUUCGACUUCUUUGGUGGGUACACUGGCCCUGGUCGCACCAUGUACUAUGUCUGUCACAACAUCAUCUUGCCUCUCACGUGCCCGUUCAAGCUCUCCUACGCUGAGCUGGCUGGUCCUACAGACGUCCGCUGGUUCGUCUCUCACUACUGGGGGACCCCCUUCAGCCACUUUGUGAGUACGGUGUGCAAGCAUGCUCAGGAGUCUUUCCUGACCCAGUCGGGAUGCGACGACAGCAUCUCGAUGUGGCAGCAUCUGUCAGGGCCUCAGCUUGCAGAAUUCUAG
Symbiodinium natans is the source of this 2457-nucleotide messenger RNA. The record is from the annotation of a GenBank genome assembly. Lineage: Eukaryota; Dinophyceae; Suessiales; Symbiodiniaceae.